CUCGGUCGGCUUCCUAGACGGAUGAGCCACCACGUACUCCUUCCGGUUUCUGGACUAAAGGCAUUAAGUAUCAUUAGGAUUUCCAGACAUGCCAAGGUCUUCCCAGCUCCUGAUUUUCCUUCCUUUGCCCGUAUCAUAACGCCAGACUCAGAACGUAAUGGGUUCAAUAGACAAUUCCCGGAAAAACAUUCUCUUCCUGAUAGCCGACGAUCUAGGUAAAUGCCUAGGUUGCUACGGUGCAAAAGGGCUCCGAACGCCCAAUAUCGACAAGCUCGCGGCCAAUGGAACCUCGUUUGACCUCGCUUUUACGAGUACAGCCUCGUGCAGCGCCAGCCGCACUGUCAUGUAUACUGGCCUGCACCCACACGAGAACGGACAGUAUGGCCUUGCCGGAGGAACAAGUCAUUUCCAGUCCUUCGACCACGUACAAUCCGCGCCCACGCUGUUCAACGCCCUGGGCUAUCAAACGGGCAUUGUAGGCAAGGUGCAUGUAGGUCCGGCGCCCGUCUUCCCAUGGGAGUCGAGAGAGGAAAGCGAGACGAGGAAUGUCGCGUGGGUCGCAGAGCGGGCGGAGGCGUUCUUUGAGCGAGCCAAGGAGACAAAACGGCCGUUCUUCCUCACGGUGGGAUACGUCGACCCUCACAGAGACAUCACGACCCGCAGUGAAUUUGGCAACGGCGAGACGUGCGAGGGCAAGUUCGUCGCACCAGACUUCCAACCCGACCAAGUCGAGAUUCCGGCAUGGCUGACCGACCUGCCCGAAACACGAAUCGAAUACGUGGAAUACUACAAAGCCAUCGCGCGUAUGGACUAUGGUGUCGGACUGGUGCUCGAUGCUCUCGAACGCAAAGGCCUCGCAAGCUCUACCCUAGUUGUCCUUUGCAGUGACAACGGCCCGCCGUUCAUCAACUCGAAGACUACUCUCUACGACGCUGGGACACAGCUCCCUUUCAUCGUGCGCGCCCCAGGAUGCUCGCAGCCGGGAACGCGGAAUCCCAAUAUGAUAUCCUACAUCGACAUUCUGCCCACGUUUCUCGCCUGGGCCGGCGCACCUCUCGAAUUUCGCGCCCCUAUCGAGCUGCCAAAGGGUCAGGUAUACACACUGGAAACGCGUCCGCCGCCUCCACCUCGACGUCUUGGUCGGUCCUUUCUGCACAUCAUUGGCUGUUCUGAUGUGUUGCCCGAAGACCAGUGGCAGCACAAGGUGUACGGGUCUCAUACGUUCCAUGAAAUCGCCAACUACUGGCCCACGCGGGUCGUGCGCAAUCGACGGUUCAAGUACCACCGGAACAUCGCGUGGCAGCUUGAUUUUCCGUUCGCCUCGGACUUGUACGCGAGUCUGACGUUAGAAGGAGUCCGCAAGAACCACCAAGGCAAGCCGGGCCAAGAGGGCGCGGACGUCCUGAUCGGUGCCCGUUCUCUCAAGCAGUACGUCCGCCGCCCAGCGGAAGAACUGUACGAUCUCGAAUCAGACCCGGUGGAGGUGAGGAACCUGGCAGAUCAGCCCGAGUAUGCUUCAGUGUUGGCACAGAUGAGACAUGAGUGCGAGACGUGGCAAGAGGAGACCAAGGAUCCGUGGCUCCUGCGGGAUGGACAGAGCGUGAUGGCGCUGCGCCGGUACGCGGGCGAGAAGUUGAAAAUGCCCACGUCGUUUGACUUUGUGCUCGAUUCUGUGGCACUGGGGGGAAUGGAAAGGUAUAGAGUAGACGACCCACGAUUGGUCUCGAGGACAUAGAAAUUUCUUUGCGGAGACUGCAUUCACUGCGGAUUGCUGGCGAUUAUAGAUUCUAUUAGGGGAACAAAUUACAGCUCUG
Messenger RNA from Cladophialophora immunda, 1814 nucleotides. RefSeq lists its product as uncharacterized. NCBI's taxonomy places the organism in Eukaryota, Fungi, Ascomycota, Eurotiomycetes, Chaetothyriales, Herpotrichiellaceae. The record is from RefSeq and is a predicted model, not a curated record. The transcript has a single exon. The coding region runs from base 158 to 1735 and encodes 525 amino acids. Gene Ontology annotation, molecular function: arylsulfatase activity.